GUGACUCAUAAGUCAUAAAAGUAGAAUAUUUUUUUCAAUAUGUUUCAUUUUUAUGUUGUUUUAUUUAUUUCCUUGAUUGUAUUUUGUAGGUAUUUACCUCUUGUUUCACUUGUCAAUGUGAUGGAGUCUUAAAAUAAAGCAUAUAUUAUCGUAUAGUUGUUUUGUAGGCGUUCCAUAUAAAAAAAUCUUAUUUGUAAUCGCCCUUUGAAAUGCUUUCGGCAAGUCUGCACUCAGGUUUUAACUACAAGUAUAUAAUAAUGUAAUUACUCCAGCCCAGUUGACGCAAAAGAGCAAAGAACAGACAAGAAAUAACAGAAGUAAAUAAAAUGUCGAACAAGCAAAAUACAGACGUGUGUAUGACCCUUGAUGAGACUACAGGUUUCAUGAUUGUUAAAUUUGAUGGAACAACAACUUCUGUGAUUUCACCCCUUGAAGAGGUGACUACAGUUGCAGAUUGCAUGAUUGCAACCCUUGACGAGACUACAGGUUUCAUGAUUGCAAACCUUGAUGAAACAACAACUCUCGGUACUUUUCCCCUUGAUGAAACAACAAGUCCCGACAAUUCACCCCUUGACGAGACCGCAAAGUCCAUGAUAUCACCUCUUGACAAGACUACCAGUCAAUUAGUUCAAGAGGACAUGAAAGGAAUGCGACAAAAAUUACACGGGCACGUUAAAACAAAUACCGGAGAAAAACCUUUUCAAUGUAAUAUAUGUGGUGAAAGUUUUAAAGUAAAACAGACUUCUUAUUAUAGACACAUAAAAACACACACUGAAGAAAAGCCACAUAAAUGUAAUGUAUGCGGUGAAAGGUUUAAUCAGCGUUCCUUUUAUAGACACGUUAAAACACACACGGAAGAAAAACCCCAUAAAUGUAAUGUAUGCGGUGAAAGGUUUACACAGAGUUCCUUUUAUAGACACGUAAAAAUACACACUGACGAAAAACCUUUUAUCUGUGAUGUUUGUGGUGAAGGGUUUUUCAGGAAACGAAAGUUACAAGCACAUAAAAGAAUACACAUUAAUGAAAACUCUUUCAAAUGUGAAAUAUGCUAUAAAGGAUUUAAAUCAAAAUAUACUUUACAGGGACACAUGCGAAUACACACGGGUGAUAAACCUUUUAAAUGUGAAAUAUGUUUCAAAGGAUUUAGCAAUAAACAGGUUUUGAAGGCACACAUAAGAACACACAAUGGCGAUAAACCUUUUAAAUGUGAAGUAUGUGGUAAAACGUUUGUCGUUAAAGGCAGGUUAAAGAACCACUCUAGAAUACAUACUGGUGAAAGACCUUUUAAGUGCAAUAGGUGUGGUAAAGAUUUUAGUGACAGAAGUGCCUUUAGUAGACAUAUGAAAUUGCAUACUGGAGAUAAACCUCACAAAUGUGAUGUAUGUGGUCAAAGAUUUUUUAGAAAUCAGCAUUUACAAACACAUAUGAGAAAACACACUGGCGAUAGACCAUAUAAAUGUAAUUUAUGUGGGAAAAUGUUAAAUCAUUGUCAAAGCUUAAAGUUGCAUAUGAGAACACACACUGGUGAUAAACCUUAUAAAUGUGAUGUAUGUGGUAGAGGGUUUAGUCAGAGUGGUAACUUACAGAAACACAUGAUAACACAUGCUGAAGAUACACCCUAUAAAUGUGAUGUAUGUGGUAAAAUGUUUAGGCAUUGUCAAAGCUUAAAGGGACACAUGAGAACACACACUGGACACUCAAAGACUGGAAAUAAACCUUAUAAAUGUGAUGUAUGUGGCAAAGUGUUUAGUCAUGGUAAAAGCUUAAAGGAACAUACACGAUUACAUACUGAUGAUAAAACUUAUAAAUGUGAUGUUUGCGAUAAAGUGUUUAGUAAACGUCAAAGCUUAAAGUUACAUAUGAGAACACACACCUGUGAUAAACCUUAUAAAUGUGAGGUAUGUGGUAAAGGAUUUAUUGUGAAUAGUAGCUUACAAGUACACAUGAGAACACACACAGGAGAUAAACCUUAUAAAUGUCAGGUAUGUGGUAAAGGUUUUGGUGUGAAUGGUAACUUACAGAGACACAUGAGAACACACACAGGAGAUAAACCUUUUAAAUGUGAAGUAUGUGGUAAAAGUUUUAGUGUGAAUGGUAGCUUACAAGACCACAUGAGAACACACACUGGAGAUAAACCUUUUAAAUGUGAUGUCUGUGGUAAAGUGUUUAGUCAUCGUCAAAUCUUAAAGGAACACAUGAGAUUACAUACUAAUGAUAAACCUAAUAAAUGUGAUGUUUGCGAUAAAGUGUUUAGUUAUCGUCGAGGCUUAAAGGUACACAUGAGAACACACACUGGUGACAAACUCUAUAAAUGUGAUGUAUGUGGUAAAGGGUUUAGUCAGAAUGGUAACUUACAGAGACACAUGAGAACACACAGGAGAUAAACCCUUAUAAAUUUGAGGUAUGUGGUAAAAGUUUUAGUGUGAAUGGUAGCUUACAAGACUACAUGAGAACACACACUGGAGAUAAACCUUUUAAAUGCGAUGUGUGUGGAAAAGUUUUUAGUUAUCGUCAAAUCUUAAAGGAACACAUGAGAUUACAUACUAAUGAUAAACCUAAUAAAUAUGAUGUUUGCGAUAAAGUGUUUAAUCAUCGUCAAAUCUUAAAGGAACACAUGAGAUUACAUACUAAUGAUAAACCUUAUAAAUGUGAUGUUUGCAAUAAAGUGUUUAGUUAUCGUCAAAGCUUAAAGUUACAUAUGAGAACACACACUGGUGAUAAACUUUAUAAAUGUGAUGUAUGUGGUAAAGGGUUUAGUCAGAAUGGUAACUUACAGAGACACAUGAGAACACACGGGAGAUAAACCCUUAUAAAUGUGAGGUAUGUGGUAAAGGUUUUAGUGUGAAUGGUAGUUUAUGAG
Mytilus trossulus (common blue mussel) is the source of this 2860-nucleotide messenger RNA. Its product is annotated as zinc finger protein 883-like. The record is from RefSeq and is a predicted model, not a curated record. The transcript is spliced from 2 exons. NCBI's taxonomy places the organism in Eukaryota, Metazoa, Mollusca, Bivalvia, Mytilida, Mytilidae. Gene Ontology annotation, molecular function: RNA polymerase II cis-regulatory region sequence-specific DNA binding; DNA-binding transcription factor activity, RNA polymerase II-specific. Gene Ontology annotation, biological process: regulation of DNA-templated transcription. Bases 327 to 2384 code for a protein of 685 amino acids.